Molecule: messenger RNA, 1815 nt
Organism: Penicillium soppii
Lineage: Eukaryota; Fungi; Ascomycota; Eurotiomycetes; Eurotiales; Aspergillaceae
Exons: 3
Coding region: 1-1815 (604 amino acids)
Biological process (GO): magnesium ion transport
Cellular component (GO): membrane
Molecular function (GO): magnesium ion transmembrane transporter activity
Source: RefSeq, a predicted model, not a curated record
AUGGGAAAUCUAGGUGACUUGUCGCCGGAGGGGAGCGUUGCGGUCGGUGUGGUUGUUGGCUUGGUCUCAACCAGUCUACAAGCUAUAGGUCUCACUCUCCAACGCAAAUCGCAUCUACUCGAGGACGAGAAGCACCCAUACGAUGUGCGCAGACCCCCUUACAAGCGCCGACGAUGGCAGCUAGGAAUGGGAAUGUUUGUGAUUUCCAAUAUCGUGGGUAGUACGAUUCAAAUUACUACACUUCCACUACCGGUCCUUUCAACGCUCCAAGCGUCCGGACUAGUGUUCAACACGAUAUUCGCAACUCUGAUCCUCGGUGAGCCCUUCACUCGAUAUUCGCUAGCGGGGACAGUCCUCGUUUGCGUCGGUGCAUUGCUCAUUGCGACAUUCGGUGCCAUCGGGGAACCGGCACAUACCCUAGACCAGCUUCUCGACCUGCUGCAACGACGGCCUUUCCUACUAUGGAUGGGGGCUACCACUCUUCUGGUUGUCGCAGUAAUAGUGAGCACAAAAUUACUGAAGCACUUCCUGCCCUUUUCGCGCGCGAAACCUUCGGCGUCCGGCCAUUUCACGCCCAAUCUCAUGCGCAAUCAGAGCCGAAUGAGGCUCAUCCGGGGAAUGAGCUAUGGAUUUGUUAGUGGUAUAUUGUCGGCACACUCUCUGUUGUUGGCGAAAUCGGCAGUGGAGCUGCUCGUUCGAACAAUUGUGGAUGGGGUGAACCAAUUUAAUCGUUGGCAGUCCUGGGUAAUCCUGCUGGGAAUGAUCUUCUUAGCACUGACCCAAUUGUUUUAUCUCCACCGCGGACUUAAGCUGUGCAGUACCAGUGUUCUUUACCCUUUCGUGUUCUGUAUCUACAACAUCAUCGCCAUCAUGGAUGGCUUGAUUUACUUCCGGCAAGUAUCGCAACUAGCGGGCUUUCACGCCGGUCUCAUUGCUUUGGGGACUAUAGUUCUACUCGCCGGUGUUUUGUGUCUGUCUUGGAGACUUGAGGAUAUCGAUAAUCAUGCCGCUGUCACUACCGUGGGCCCCACGCAGACCGGUCUCGGACCGGGGAUGGGAAUUAUGGAGGAGCACACCCCAACAUCGCCAGGGUGGUUAGAUGGCCAGGAUGAAGAAUCCCAUAUCGGGGAACGAGAACCGCUUCUCAACCCCAGAACCAACACACGGCAUCUUUCGUAUCAGCGAGGACGAGCCCCGAGUCUACCACUGAACCUACAUCUCGACCGCCAUGACUCCAUCGAUCUAAACCCCGCAUCUAUCUGGGCCGAGCUCGACGAUUCAGAUUAUGACUCCGAUGGCGGACAAAGACGAUCUUUGGAAGACUGUCCACGCAGUAUGAGUGGCAGUGCAACUCUGAAUGGCCCGCCACGAGGGCUGGCGCGGCACUCAACGAUAGGUACUGGCACCCACGAUCGAUGGGGACCUCGCCAGAACCAAAGACGUCACACUUCGGCACCAUGGGGUGGAAUAUCACGCGCCCAUCGUAAACGACAGAGUACCGGCGGUCCGGUUGGUUCCUCCGGCCAAUUUAGCGGAUAUGGAACCAUCCUAGAGAAUGGGGAUGGUGACCACUGGCAUGAAAAUAUCGUCAACCGUGAUUCUUCUGCCGCCAGGUCUGGCCUUCUUGCUGGCUCAAGCAGGGCUCUGGCAGGUGCAUGGACAUCCGGAAGACGGUUCCUGUCACGAUGGAGCAGCCCGUGGGCGGGCAGUGAUGCCGAGGCCGACCCAGCAGAUGAUUCGGCUUCGACCUUACUCCCGCAGGGACAAUCUAGUAACGCACAAAGAAACACGGUUUCCGAGUCUGGUACUCCCUAG